AUGAAAUGCAAAGAACAAAAAGCAUACCAACAGUUCUUAGAAGAAUUAAAGAACGAGUUCCCACUAUUUCGAAAAUACAGUGAUGAUUUUUUUUAUAGUAAAAAAAAGGAGGAACCACAAAGGGGAAGAGAAAGCUUAAAUUUUUCUUGUCAAAAUGGGAAAGUCCCAAAUGACACAAAGGAUGUAUGUAACUCCUUGGUGACAGAAAUGGAGAAGUCUUUCAAUUUGUUGGAACAAAAAAACAGAAUCAGUUGUAUAUGUAAAUUAUUUUUAAAUAACUACAGCCCAUUCACAAAUGGGUAUUAUGAUUAUAUUGACAACAAUUAUGUGAGUUCCGCCUUGGUCCAGGCGGCUAUGGAGAGGUAUGCCGCAGGGAGGGUGUCCCGGGAUGAACAUUCUGAUGCGGAGGGGCAUAUCAGUGAAAUCAAUGCGGUCAGUGCAGUCACACCACCCAGAGAAGUCGCCAGGAGGCCCCAUAAACGGGAAAGUGUUGGGGAUGCGGGCAAUGCGCUUGGGUGGAACAACGGCUGGGCUAGCGAUAGUGCAGGUGGCAAUGUGAUUGGCACUGUUGGGGGAGAUGUAAAUGGCAAUGUUGGGAGCGAUGCGAGUGCUGCUGAGAGUAGUAGCCCACAUAGUAGUCCCCGUAGUAAGCCACGUGGCAGCCCGCGUAUAACCCCAAGUGACAGGCGCAGCCGAAUUGGGAAGAGGAGCAGAAAGUACUACGAAACGGGCGCAAAGAUGAUCGGGAAGAGCCCACACAGAGGGAAGUACUCGGACAGGGGGGCUAAUGCGAAACGAGCGAAGGUGUGGGAGGGCGCGGUGAGAGGGGACAAGGGGGGGGACCCUAACGAGAGAGAAGUUAGCGAAGUUAGCGAAGUUAGCGGUGGGACCGGCAGGAGUGGCAGGAGUGGCGGGCGCUGUGAAACAAAUAGAUGCGGUAGAAGCUACUCCAGUGGCAGCAACCGAUCCAACCGGAGCAGCCACUCCAACGGGAGCAGCCACUCCAGCGCAAACGGAGACCUAAAGAAGUGCGUCCAAGACGAAGUAGACAACAAGGAUCACCUUGGCUUCUGCGACAUUUCGCUCGUCCCCUUUGCGGAUGAGGCAUUUUACAUAAACUACGGAUGUGUGAGCACCACCCGACGCGCCCGCAGCGCAGGCAGCGUGUUUGUGAUUGACGACGUCGAGGGGGGACGUGAAAAAAAGGAAAUGGCAAAAUGUAAAAGACGAAUAAUAUUCGGAAGGGAAGGAAAGAAAGAAUUUUUGCACAACAUAAAUGCCGAUUCAAUCGUGAAGGGAUGGAUUUAUAAAGCCGAUUCAAAGCACAAGUUCUUUCACGUUAGACUUUUUUCGGUGAGGAAUGACCCAGAUGGGAGCAGCGGGAGGAGGGUCACCGACAAAACGGAAAAUCCACAUACUUUCCAAUUUGUGGACAGCCUGGACAUGCAGGGCCUCCGCCUGGAAGAGAACCUAGACAAGUUCGUAGGCAUGAACAUACGAGCGAGAAUAUUCGACGAUGGAGAAUACAUUCGCUCUCAUUUUGAAGACCUCCUGGGGAGGUACCAGUUUCACUUCUUCCUAACUCUAGAGUGGAAGGGGCAUGAUGAUCACAUAAAAAAUGACAAGCUGGGGUUCCUGUCGACCGAGUUAAGUGAAAACACUUUAAUGGGUCAAAAACAAUGGGGAAAAAACAACCCCAGUCAGGUAGACAGUCUGUUACUAACCCGCCUGGAUGUACUCCUAUUUUCCUGCAAAAGAUUUAUGAGCAAAGAAAAUGUCAAGUACAAAGAAAAAUAUCUGUUCCUAAAUCUUCCCCAUUUAUCAUCCCUAAUUGAGUUCAAUUUUAGAAAUAAUUUUUUCCAAACACACAUUGGAAAUAUCACGACGAGGAAGCAGAAUUUAAUUUGGUCUCAUCAGAAAUUUAUGGAAGCUUUAGAAAUUUACAAAAAAAAUAGUAACUACUACAACUUUUUAAAACAUUAUUUCACCUUUGAUUCUGGAUCGAGUGCAUGCAGCUACAUCUACCUAAGUGAGAUAGACAAAUUUGAGGCAACAAAUGAGCACACUGCUUCUACCAAAAUGGGUGCGAAUAAACAUGUAGAAGAAAAGGAACCCAAUGGAGCUAACCCAAAACAGAAGAAUCACAUUUUAGAGAAAAAAAGGGAUAAAAUAUCCACAGGGGAAAAUUCUAGUAAUCUCAAAAUGGAAGGAAAUAAAAAUGGGAAAGGGUAUGAAGAUUAUUGGUUGUCACUAAGCGAUAGGGAAAAAAAUAUAGUGGAUAAAAUCCCCUUUUUAAAUUCUAGUGUGUACAAAACUAAGUGGAUAUAUGAUUUUUUUAACUGCAUUAAGUUAACCAUUAAUCUGAAUAAUUACCAUCUUUGGGGGAACUUCCUUCUCAGCUUGGUGCUGCUAGAGCUGAGCUGCUACACGGAAUCUUUCCUUUUUCUCUUCAGAAUUUUUAAAAUAAAAAAAAUGUUUUUGGAAAGCUACAAAUUGAAAAAUAUUAUUUGCACAGUCUUCAUAAGACGAUUAAAAAAAUACAUCGCAAAGGAACAUCUAUGGAAUGUCAUCGUAAACUACAGAGAAUACGAUUUGUUCAGCAUGAGAGAGGACAACUGCGAUGAGUACUGCAGGAAUAUAUUUGAGCGAAACUUAAGUCUGUUAUGCGCUUUGGAGAAGGGGUAG
This is a messenger RNA of Plasmodium cynomolgi strain B, 2685 nucleotides long. RefSeq lists its product as hypothetical. Bases 1 to 2685 code for a protein of 894 amino acids. NCBI's taxonomy places the organism in Eukaryota, Apicomplexa, Aconoidasida, Haemosporida, Plasmodiidae. The record is from RefSeq and is a predicted model, not a curated record. The transcript is spliced from 2 exons.